UAUUGUGAUUCAAUUUGAUAUAGUGCAUGGAAGUCUACACCUGGAAUCUACCGCAAGCUCUUUUUGUUAUCCUGGUUGGACUCAUCUGUUUAUUCUUUCAUUGACGAUUCAUUGAACAACAAGCUUUCCGUAUCGAGCCUGAGUAAAAAGGAAGGUUGCAGUGCCAAUAAUAUUGGUUGUGAUCAUAUAUUGUAUAUGGUGUAGUACAUGGGAAGCUUUGAUAGAAAAGCUUCAUAUUCUUCACUUUCUCAAGUAGAAAAGGAGAAGAUCAAGUACCCCUUUGAGGAUGACUAUGCUAAUCCUAUAUGGGCUGCACCAGAAGGCAGUGGUUGUCCAUUAGGCUCAAAACCCUCAAAACAAGAUUAUGGAUACCAAUUCCCAUUUGAAUCUGAUGAUUUUAUCGAUGAAGAGUAUGAUUCCAGUGACAAUAAAUGUAAUUCUUUGCAAAAUAAUAGGCCUCCAGAGGUGAACUUGAAAAAUGUUUUGGGUGGGAUUGUUGCAAUUUUGACUGGGCGGAACAAAGUUCCUGGUGUUUCUUCAAAUCAGCAGUUAAGCAGUUCAAACACGUCUUUUCUUGGGUCGGGAAAGAAUGGGGAUACCUACUUGCACUCCUCGGUUUAUAUACCUAGUGCUCCACCCCUUUUGGAGCCUACCGGGAUCAAUUAUCGUGCAUACAAACAGGUACUGGAAGCAGAGCCUCCAGAGUGGCUUCCUGAUAGUUCUUCUAUGGUGUGCAUGCAGUGCAGUGCUCCCUUUACAGCACUCACCCGAGGCAGACACCAUUGUAGAUUUUGCGGAGGAUUUUUCUGUAGAACAUGUACAAAGGGCAGGUGUCUUUUACCUGUUAAGUUCAGGGAGAGAAAUCCACAGCGGGUUUGUGAUGCCUGCUAUGAUAGGCUUGAUCCUUUACAGGGUAUCCUUGUCAAUACCAUUAGCAAUGCUGCGCAAGUGGCAAAGCAUGAUGUGAUGGAUUGGACCUGUACAAGAGGAUGGCUGAACCUACCUGUUGGUUUGUCCAUGGAACAUGAGAUCUACAAGGCAUCCAAUACAUUGAGAAGCUACUGCCAGGUUGGUAGAUUGAAUCCAGAAAGGUCCAUACCCAUGGCAGUUUUGAUGGGUGCCAGAGGUCUGGCAAUUUUAACUGUUGCUAAAGCUGGUGCACUAGUGUCUUAUAAAGUUGGCACUGGUUUGGUCAUCGCUCGAAGAUCUGAUGGAUCAUGGUCUGCACCGUCAGCCAUAUUCUCUGUUGGGUUAGGCUGGGGUGCUCAGAUUGGGGGAGAGUUCACGGACUUCAUAAUUGUGCUCCACAAUUCAAAAGCUGUGAAGACAUUUUGCAGUCGCAUGCACUUUUCUCUUGGAGCUGGUUGCAGUGCUGCAGCAGGGCCCAUUGGGAGGGUGCUGGAAGCUGAUCUUCGUGCUGGCGAUCGAGGUUCUGGCAUAUGCUAUACUUAUAGCUGUAGCAAAGGGGCAUUUGUGGGUGUGUCACUGGAGGGGAACAUUGUUGCAACAAGGAUGGACAUGAAUUUACAGUUCUAUGGUGAUCCUUAUCUGAGCACAAAUGAUAUUCUACUUGGAAAAGUUGAUAGACCAAAGGCUGCUGAGCCCUUGUAUGCUGCCCUCGACGAUCUGUACAGCAAUCUACGGAGUUAGUGUCAGCGCCUUUUUUUGUUGCAUGUUUGCAUUAUCCUUCCACAUGUGAAGCAAGCAUCUCCAUGACUACUGGGUCUCGGUUGAAAGAUUGGUCAAAUCCUGCAAUGAAUUAUUCACACUCAACAAGCAAGUGCACAUACUAGUUAAUGAUAGUCGUAUUUCGGAUAAAACAAUAAGACAUAGCAUACAUUGUACUCACUAUCAUACUUUUUUUCAUUAGCAUUAAUUUGGACCCUUCAUGUGUUGAUUCAGCCCAGAUUUAUGUAAAUACACUUUGGUUCAGCAUCUGUAUAUAAACGAUUGUGAGAUAACUCUCAGUACUCAGAUUGGUAGAUGGGUAACUUUUA
Messenger RNA from Tripterygium wilfordii, 1997 nucleotides. RefSeq lists its product as uncharacterized. Lineage: Eukaryota; Viridiplantae; Streptophyta; Magnoliopsida; Celastrales; Celastraceae. The coding region runs from base 208 to 1650 and encodes 480 amino acids. The record is from RefSeq and is a predicted model, not a curated record. Gene Ontology annotation, molecular function: metal ion binding; phosphatidylinositol binding. The transcript is spliced from 5 exons.